Messenger RNA from Capsicum annuum, 549 nucleotides. RefSeq lists its product as uncharacterized. The transcript is spliced from 2 exons. Lineage: Eukaryota; Viridiplantae; Streptophyta; Magnoliopsida; Solanales; Solanaceae. The record is from RefSeq and is a predicted model, not a curated record. The coding region runs from base 1 to 549 and encodes 182 amino acids.
AUGGUACAAGAAGUGGUUCGAUCCUCUCUUGGUGCUGAGAUUAGAGAAAGGCAAGUGUUGGAUCCUAUCUUAAUAAAAAUCAAAAAUGAUGUUGGUAAAAAACAGGCAGUGGCGUUUGAGAUCAGUGGUGAUGGUACCUUACGGUGCCAAGUAAGGUUGUGUGUUACUAAUGUUGAUGGGCUACAACAAAGGGUUUUGGCUGAGGUGCAUGAGUCUCGCUAUGCUUUUCAUCCCAACUCAACUAUCAUGUAUCAUGAUAUCAAGGAUAUCUACUGGUGGAAUGGCAUAAAAAAGAAUGUGGCAGAUUAUAUGGCCAAAUGCAUGGUGUUGAAUGGUAGGAGGUGUAGAUCUCCUAUUGAGUGGCUUGAGGUUAAAGAAGAGGACAUGUUUGUUCUUGAUUUGGUUUAUCAGGCAAUAGAGAAGUUCAAGGUGAUUCGGGAUUGGCUUAUAGCUAUCCAAAGUUUCCAAAAGUCCUAUACAGAUGUUAGGCAUAGAGAAUUAGAGUUUAAGAUCAGGGAUAGGGUAUUCCUCAAUGUGUCUCCUAGGUAG